Zea mays is the source of this 1394-nucleotide messenger RNA. RefSeq names its product transcription factor DIVARICATA. Bases 220 to 837 code for a protein of 205 amino acids. The record is from RefSeq and is a predicted model, not a curated record. Lineage: Eukaryota; Viridiplantae; Streptophyta; Magnoliopsida; Poales; Poaceae. Gene Ontology annotation, molecular function: DNA binding. The transcript is spliced from 2 exons.
CGGAAUUUGUGUACGGUUCCGUUCACCUCACCGGCCCACACUACCCGAAUCUUUAUAAAUUCGCGGAGAAAACCAGCGGCACACGGCGCCGCCGACCCAUCAUCCGUCCACAGCCGCAACGAACGAGAGACAGCCAGCCAGCAACGCCGCGCACGCAAACGCAACGCAGCGACCGUGUCGAUCGACCAGCGGAGCGGAGGUUUGUUUGAGUCGACGGGCAUGGACUUCCACCACAGCAGCAGCAGCAGCGUCCACGCGCACGCGGCAGCGGCGCGGCCGUGGAUCAAGGCGGAGGACUUCAACCCCAGCAGCAGCGUCCACGCGGCGGGGCCACCGGCGGUACCGGCUGCGGCGCGGCCGUGGAACAGGGCGGAGGACAAGGUGUUCGAGAGCGCGCUGGUUGCGUGGCCCGAGCACACGCCCGACCGCUGGGCGCUCGUCGCGGCGCAGCUCCCCGGGCGCACGCCGCGGGACGCCUGGGAGCACUACGAGGCGCUCGUCGCCGACGUCGACCUCAUCGAGCGCGGCGCGGUCGACGCGCCCAGCUGCUGGGACGACGACGACGGCGACCACCAAGUCCGCGGCGCCGGCGCUGACCGGGCGCGCCGCGAGGCCCGGCGCCCCGGGAUACCCUGGAGCGAGGAGGAGCACAGGCUGUUUCUUCAAGGUCUGGAGAAGUACGGGCGCGGGGACUGGCGUAACAUCUCGCGCUUCUCGGUGCGGACGCGGACGCCGACGCAGGUGGCCAGCCACGCGCAGAAGUACUUCAACCGGCAGUUCAACCCCGCCAGCCGGAACUCCAAGCGCAAGAGCAUCCACGACAUCACCACCCCUUGACCCUGCCCGCCGACGGCGAAACAAGCAGUAGCCAGCCAAGUAGGGAGCUUUGCUGUGGACGAUCUGAGAAACAGAGGCAGGGAGUUCCAGUCAGCAGCUAGCACAUGGUCUAGGCUCACUCGUACUAGUCAUUAAAAUAGAGUUAGGAUUGUUGAAACAUCUAAUGGAGUCUGACGUGGCACCGUCGUGUCGAGUCUAGGCGGAUGCAGAUCGUCAAUGGAGUGAGUCACUGUUAGGAUGGAUGGUGCCUUUAUAGUUUUGUAUGUAUGCCGGCGUGGCGGUGUCGAAGCUGCAGUGGAUAGACUUGCACAGUUGUUGUCUCCGGGCGUUCCUUCCAAAGCAAACAGGCAGAUGCAUACUCCGAUCCACGCAGGUGGCCAACUCCCAUGUGUCACUAUCGCUCGGGAGGGGCUCCAGCUCCAGGGCUUGAGCGGCACGUGGUUGGCUGUUUCAGGACACUUGUCGAUGCCCAACUCCCAUGCUUCUGUUUUGUCUUGAGCCCACCGCCAUGCACUGAAUCUAGUACAUCACAAGUACCAAAAGUUUAUUCGUCAUAA